AUGAGGAAGCGAGAUUUGGCCAUUCUCAUGCUCUCUGCUUUCGCCAUCUUCUUUUCUCUUCAGCACGAGGGUGAUUUCUCGUUCAGAGAGGCAUGGAUGCAUCUCUCCGAUGACUACCCCAUCAAGUACGAAGCCGACCGUCUCCCUCCGCCGAUCGUCGCCGAUCUCAACGGUGACGGCAAGAAAGAAGUCCUCGUGGCCACCCACGAUGCCAAAAUCCAGGUUUUGGAGCCUCAUAGUAGGCGUGUGGAUGAAGGAUUCAGUAAUGCUCGCGUGCUUGCGGAGGUGAGCCUGUUGCCCGACAAAAUCCGCAUCUCCUCCGGCAGACGCCCCGUGGCAAUGGCUACUGGGGUUAUCGACAAGCUCAGACCUGGGCAAAGACCCAGGCAGGUUUUGGUGGUUGUUACGUCGGGUUGGUCUGUCAUGUGCUUCGAUUCCAACCUCAAAAAGCUCUGGGAAGUCAAUUUGCAGGAGGAUUUUCCACAUAAUGCUCAUCAUAGGGAGAUUGCCAUCUCCAUUAGCAAUUACACCUUGAGGCAUGGGGAUACAGGAUUGGUGAUUGUUGGUGGAAGGAUGGAAAUGCAGCCUCAUAUUUCCCUGGACCCUUUUGAAGAAAUUGGGAGGACAGAGAGAAGUGCUGAUCAGCAUAGAAGAAAUCUAACUGAAAAGGAGGCUUCUGAGAAUUCAGGAACUGUGGAUUUACGGCAUUUUGCAUUGUUUGCAUUUGCUGGUGGCUCUGGAACAAUUCGAUGGACCAGAAAGAAUGAGAAUAUCGAAGAACAUUCUUCAGAUGCAUCACGGUUAAUUCCACAGCAUAACUACAAGCUUGAUGUUCAGGCUUUGAACAGUCGUCAACCAGGAGAGUUUGAAUGUAGGGAAUUCAGAGAAUCUAUCCUUGGAGUUAUGCCACAUCACUGGGAUAGAAGAGAAGAUACUUUGUUGGAACUUGCAAGGUUCAAGAGGCACAAAAGGAAAAUAUUGAAGAGAACAUCUGGAAAGACUAUUAACUACCCUUUCCACAAGCCUGAAGAAAACCAUCUUCCUGGAAAAGACUCAACAAAAAAAAUUUCUAACUUCAUUGGAAAAGCUGCACAGUAUGCUGGCUCUGCAAAACCUAAGAAGCCAUUUCCAUAUAUUCCUACCAUAACAAACCACACACAACUUUGGUGGGUUCCUAAUGUUGUUGUAGCUCAUCAAAAAGAAGGAAUAGAAGCUAUUCACUUAGCAUCUGGUCGCACUUUUUGUAAGCUUCAUCUUCAAGAGGGUGGCCUUCAUGCUGAUAUAAAUGGUGAUGGAGUCCUAGAUCAUGUCCAGGCUGUAGGGGGAAAUGGUGCUGAGCAGACUGUUGCCAGUGGAUCCAUGGAAGUGCUCCGCCCCUGUUGGGCUGUUGCAACCUCUGGUGUACCUGUACGAGAACAACUAUUUAAUGCUUCUAUAUGCCAUCAUUCCCUUUUUAACUUAUUCCAACAUGGAGAAUAUUCAAGAAACUUUGGUCGAACUCAUGAUUUAGCUUCAUUGGAGGUAGCAACUCCCAUUCUCAUCCCAAGAAGUGAUGGCCAUAGGCAUCGUAAGGGAAGCCAUGGUGAUGUUGUCUUCUUGACAAAUCGUGGUGAGGUAACAUCAUACUCCCCUGGGUUGAAUGGUCAUGGUGCUGUUUGGCAGUGGCAGCUUUCGACGGGUGCUAUAUGGUCAAAUCUUCCAUCUCCAUCAGGGAUGAUGGAAUCUGGUAUAGUGGUACCUACACUGAAGUCAUUCUCGUUACGAGUCCAUGAUAAUCAACAAGUGAUCCUUGCUGCUGGAGAACAAGAGGCUGUCGUGAUAUCUCCUGGAGGAAGUAUUUUGACAUCAGUUGACCUUCCAGCACCACCUACACACACCCUGGUCACUGAGGACUUCUCGAACGAUGGCCUCACUGAUCUUAUCAUUGUGACCAACACUGGGGUGUACGGGUUCGUACAGACCAGGCAACCAGGCGCCCUCUUCUUCAGCACCCUGGUUGGUUGCCUCAUACUUGUAAUGGGAGUCGUAUUUGUUACCCAACACCUCAACUCCAUAAAGGGCAAACCUCGUGCUUCAUCUGAUCAGUGA
Messenger RNA from Prunus armeniaca (apricot), 2088 nucleotides. The record is from the annotation of a GenBank genome assembly. Lineage: Eukaryota; Viridiplantae; Streptophyta; Magnoliopsida; Rosales; Rosaceae.